This is a messenger RNA of Oncorhynchus tshawytscha (Chinook salmon), 3493 nucleotides long. Its product is annotated as methylcrotonoyl-CoA carboxylase subunit alpha, mitochondrial. Bases 295 to 2460 code for a protein of 721 amino acids. The transcript is spliced from 19 exons. NCBI's taxonomy places the organism in Eukaryota, Metazoa, Chordata, Actinopteri, Salmoniformes, Salmonidae. The record is from RefSeq and is a predicted model, not a curated record. Gene Ontology annotation, cellular component: mitochondrion. Gene Ontology annotation, molecular function: metal ion binding; ATP binding; methylcrotonoyl-CoA carboxylase activity.
GCGUCCACAAGAGAGAAACACUCAGCAAAUUGAAUUUAGUCGUUUACGUCACUUUGUAGCGAUUUUCACCAAACUAAGCAUGUUUCGGCCUAUAGUGUCAUGUAAUACCAUUUCCACCGAUCAACUUUAGUUGAUAAUACGUAUUGUAAAGUGCAGUAUCUUAACCAGCUACAUUUUAAAUGGUCGAAAUGGUUUAAAUCGAAAUAAUAUAUUUGAAAGGCAAACGCUUAUUUUCUUAUUCAGCUAACGCGUUAGCCAGCUACUGACUGUUUAGACUGCAAACGUUAACUUCACAUGGCUUCUGUCCUGAAUGUUCAAACCCUACAGGGUUUAAGAAUAUUUCAACAGUCCGUGUCCUGCCUUGUUCUUUUAUUAUCUCAUCUUAGGAAAUUGAUAUGGACCAAAGGAUUUGUGCGGUUUGCCUCAAUUGGGCAAGGCAGGAUAGAAAAAGUCCUCAUUGCCAACAGAGGAGAAAUCGCCUGCCGUGUGAUGCGAACAGCAAAGAAGAUGGGUGUGCGCUCUGUGGCAGUAUACAGUGAUGCAGAUCGUCAUUCCAUGCAUGUGGCCAUGGCAGAUGAGGCCUAUAACAUUGGGCCAGCCGCAUCCCAGCAGAGUUACUUGUCCAUGGAGAAAGUCAUGGAGGUUGCCAAGAGAUCUGGAUCACAUGCUGUCCACCCAGGAUAUGGCUUCCUGUCAGAGAACACAGAGUUUGCUGAGGCAUGCAAACAGGAGGGUAUCAUCUUUAUUGGCCCUCCAUCAUCUGCUAUCAGAGACAUGGGUAUCAAAAGUACAUCAAAAUACAUAAUGUCAGCUGCGGGUGUUCCUAUCAUCGAGGGUUACCACGGAGAGGACCAAUCGGAUGAGAAGCUCCAAGCUGAGGCUGUCAGGAUAGGCUAUCCAGUGAUGAUAAAGGCUGUGCGUGGCGGGGGUGGUAAAGGAAUGCGCAUUGCACACACCACUGAAGACUUCCACGAGCAGCUUGAGUCUGCGAGACGAGAGGCUCGCAAGUCCUUCAAUGAUGAUGUCAUGCUAGUGGAGAAAUUUGUAGAGGACCCCAGACAUGUGGAGGUCCAGGUUUUUGGGGACCAGCAUGGAAAUGCUGUCUACCUGUUUGAGAGGGAUUGCAGCGUGCAGAGAAGGCACCAGAAGAUCAUUGAGGAAGCACCAGGUCCUGGAAUUAGCAAGGAGGUGAGGCGGAAACUGGGUGAGGCAGCCGUGAGAGCAGCCAAAGCCGUCAACUAUGUGGGAGCAGGCACUGUGGAGUUCAUCAUGGAUGCACAGCACAACUUCUUCUUCAUGGAGAUGAACACGCGUCUGCAGGUGGAGCACCCUGUGUCUGAGAUGAUCACUGGUACUGACCUGGUGGAGUGGCAGCUCAGAGUGGCUGCAGGGGAGAGGCUGCCCCUCCUGCAGGAGGAGAUAGAACUGAUGGGCCAUUCGUUUGAGGCCAGGAUAUACGCUGAGGACCCCAACAACGACUUCCUCCCUGGGGCAGGACCCCUCCUUCAUCUGUCGACACCCCUGGCAGACGAGUGCACACGCAUCGAGACAGGCGUCAGGGAAGGAGAUGAAGUGUCAGCCCACUACGACCCCAUGAUCGCUAAACUGGUGGUGUGGGGAGAGGACCGCUCUGCUGCUCUGAGGAAGCUCAGAUACUGCUUACGUCAGUACAACAUUGUAGGCCUCAACACCAAUAUUGACUUCCUGCUGAGUCUGUCUGGCCACCCAGAGUUUGAGGCGGGGAAUGUGACCACCAGCUUCAUCCCCCAGCACUAUGAGCAGCUGUUCCCCAAGCCCAUCCCUCCCUCCAGGGCCACACUGUGUCAGGCUGCCCUGGGCCUGCUGCUCAGAGAGAGGGCCAGCACUCAAACCUUCAGAGACCAGUCCAAUGAUCCCUUCUCUCCUUUUGCCUCCAGUAACGGCAGGAGGGUGAACAUCCUAUAUAGUAGGAAUAUGAUGCUCCAGCUGGGUGAAACUAAAGUGGAAUUAACGGUUACAUAUAAUCCAGAUGGGACCUACUCUAUGGAGAUUGGAGGGGAAGUGUUCCAGGUGUCAGGGGAGGUGGAGACACAGGGACAGACAUCAUUCCUGCACUGCUCUGUGAAUGGGGUGAAGUCCCGGCCCAAACUGGUCAUCCUGGAUAACACAGUACACCUCUUCUCUAUGGAGGGUAGUGCGGAGGUGAGCAUUCCAGUACCCAAGUUCCUGGCUGGUGUGAGCACAGGAGCACAGGGAGGAGCUGUGGCACCCAUGACUGGGACCAUUGAGAAGGUGCUGGUGAAGGCAGGAGACACAGUACAGAUGGGAGACUCCUUGAUGGUGAUGAAUGCCAUGAAAAUGGAGCACAUCAUCCGAGCACCCAAAGCUGGAGUCAUCAAGAAGGUGUUUUUCAAGGAUGGCUCCCAGGCCAACCGGCACGCAGCCCUGGUAGAGUUUGAGGAGGCCGCUGAGGAGGAAUAAUCUAAUCCUCAUGUGUGAAUAUUUAUUUGUGAACUUUGAGACUAAGUUACUGUAGAAAUCAAAUCAGGCAUUUUAAAAUUCAACCGGAAGGGUUGAUGCAUUUUCUACAGGAGUAGCAAACUGCUGUACAAUCCUAAGGGAACACACUACAGGUCCAUGUGGAUCACACUGUACAGUUGCCAGAAAAUUGCCUUCAUGUUUUGUGGCAGAAAUGUGUCGAUAUUUAACAAUACUGGUAUAUUUGCUUAGGUUUUUUUUCUAAUCCAAAUUUUCUGAUGGCUGUGUAGAAGUCUGGCUUUUGUACUAUUCUCCUCUUGCAGUUCUCUCUUUGCAGACUGCCAUCAUUGAAGUCGUUUGUGGUGUUGUCAAAAUGAAGGGUGAUGUAAAAAAUAAAUAAAGUCAUCAGUGAUUGGUUCUUCUCUAACCAAUCAGAAUUUUCAAAAUGCCACUUUAUCAUCAGUUUCUGGGACCAAUUAGAUGGUCUAGAAUGGAUUUCUAUUCGGGGAGUUAUUCAGAUCGACUCAUUGUGAGGAAGGGCAUGGCGUCGCAUUUGGCCAGAGCAAGGACAUUUUCUUCUAGCUUCAGUUUUGUACAUGCUGCCACAUCUUCUAUAGCCUGGUCCCAGAUCUGUUUGUACUCCUUGUCAUGAUAUCACAAACAGACUGGCACUCAGGCUACAUUUUAGUCUUGGAAAUCCCAGACCUAGGGUAACAUUGUGGGAGCCUAGCUACAUCUCAUGAUUCAGAUUCAAUCCAGGAUGUGAAAUUACAGUAAGGGCUAUUCACCGAUAACGGCCUACCUUGUAUUGGUUACUUUAGUCCAUGGAAGAGAUUACCUAUCAUUAAACAACCAAUUUGAGAGAAGGUUGGUGCUGAAAUCAGUCAGGGUUAAAGUGUUGAAUCCCCCGAAGCACACACUCCUGACAACUUGUUUGUGGUAAGUUAUGUCUGCUAACCUGUGUGCUGUCAUCCAUUCAAUAGUGAGCCUAAUCGUUAUUGGAGUGUUGCCAAAUAAAAAAAAUUCUAAAAGAUAA